AUGCCGGACCCCUUCUGGAUAUGUCACGAGUGUCACUCGGAGAUGCGCCCCAUCUAUACCGACAACAUUCCACACUGUGCUUCGUGUAAUGGCGAGUUCAUAGAAAUACUCGAUCCAGAAAUCAACCCAGACCCCUAUCACGAACUUCCUCCUCCACCUCCAACUCGCCCGGGACAAGGGCCAGCACCUCCCCGUGGCAAUUUUCCCCCGUUCUUGUUCAAUUUCCCCCCGCCACCCCAUCACACGGCGCGUGAUGACGCUGACCCGCCAAGUCCAACUCUUCCCGAGCACUCCGACAACCCUCCCACUCCUGGCUCAUUCCUCUCCAAUCUAUUCGGUCUUCUGUCAGCUGGAAAUCGGGAAAACAACCCUGGAGGUAAUGGUGGACAGCCGAGCCGUCCCCCGCCCCUGUUUGCAGACCAGCUCCCACGCGACAACCAAGGUGGCGAAGGAUCUAACGGUGAUCAGGGUGGUCCAGGAAGGCCCAGGACGUAUUCUUUCAACCUGGGAAACACGCAUACCAGUGUCACAGUGGGAAGCUUCAAUCUGCGUGGAAAUGUGGGCGGACAAGGUGCACCGCAGAAUCCAUUUGCUGCAUUUGGAGGGUUGGAUGACCCAGAUCCAUUCGCUGCUGAACCCCCGGGCGCUGGAAACCGCCCUCGUAAUGAUCCGAACAUGACUGAUGAAGAACGCCUCCAGCAGGAAGCUCGGCAGGUGCUGCAAACCAUAACUGCUGUGCUUUCCGGGGAAGGGGGUGCAGGAUUCGUCUUUCCUGGUGGAGGUAAUCUCGGAGACUAUGCAGGCAGCGAUGGUGAAUUCCAAGACAUUCUGGAUAGAUUCAUGGAUGCCGCCGGACCACAGGGCUCGGUCCCGGCAAAUGAUACUGUCAUCGAAGGUCUCCCAAGGUUUAAAUUCGACGAAAAGUCAUUGUCUCAGAGCCAAUUCAAAGACUGUCCUGUGUGCAAAGACGAUUUUCAAGUGGAUGAUGCGGUUGUCAGAAUACCUUGCCAGCAUACUUUCCAUGACGAUUGUCUUGUACCUUGGCUAAAGCAAAACGGUACCUGUCCAGUCUGGCAAGUCCGGUUCUCCUUGGUCAGCGAAGAAGAUCGGGAAGCACACAGGCGCCGAAACAAUCCCCUCAACCAGCCUUUCGGUGGCCUCAACCAGGGCCAAGAUGGCAAUGCUGGCAAUAGGCAAGGACAGCAGGGUCAAAAUCUACCAGGCGGGAUGCCGGGAAUGCUAGGCGGACUGUUUAGGAACAUCUUUGGCCUUGGUGAUGAAAUCAACUUGGCAAGUGGCCGGGGCGCGAACGAGAGGUCAGGGCGCGAUGUUCCCAGACCUCCUGGACCCGACGUCUCUGCUAGGGACAGCCACCAAAACCCGGCUUAUGAUGAUCAACGCACCGCUUCCGAGUCCUCGGACGACGACUCACCUAUCCGGGUCUUUGCCGAAAACCCACCCGCCAGCACAUUCCAAUCUUCCGCGCAUAAUGACUCUCUCAACCUCGGCAAUCCGAUCCCGUCUUCAGGUGCGACGACCCCCGGAGGCACCGCGCAAUCUCGAAAUCGGGAAGAAGAUGCUCAGAGAGUGCAGGCGUUUGACAGACUUCAAGAAAGGGUCGCGAGGGAUUAUAUGACGCCGAGGGAAAGAAGGGAAAGGGAAGAAAGAGAAAGAGAUCAGAAUGAUAAUGGAUAG
This is a messenger RNA of Cryptococcus wingfieldii CBS 7118, 1695 nucleotides long. RefSeq lists its product as hypothetical. Bases 1 to 1695 code for a protein of 564 amino acids. Lineage: Eukaryota; Fungi; Basidiomycota; Tremellomycetes; Tremellales; Cryptococcaceae. The transcript has 10 exons. The record is from RefSeq and is a predicted model, not a curated record.